Molecule: messenger RNA, 1989 nt
Organism: Dichotomopilus funicola
Lineage: Eukaryota; Fungi; Ascomycota; Sordariomycetes; Sordariales; Chaetomiaceae
Product: ATP-citrate synthase
Exons: 2
Coding region: 1-1989 (662 amino acids)
Biological process (GO): fatty acid biosynthetic process; acetyl-CoA biosynthetic process; tricarboxylic acid cycle
Cellular component (GO): cytosol
Molecular function (GO): ATP citrate synthase activity
Source: RefSeq, a predicted model, not a curated record
AUGGCAACAACCAGCAGCAAUGCUAACCUGAAGCCGUCCGGCGGCUUGUCUGCUAACGACAACAUCCGCCGGUUCGCCGCUCCCAGCAGGCCACUGAGCCCGCUGCCCGCCCAUGCCCUGUUCAACGACAAGACACGAUGCUUCGUUUAUGGUCUGCAGCCUCGUGCCGUACAAGGUAUGCUCGACUUCGACUUCAUCUGCAAGCGGACGACGCCGUCGGUGGCCGGCAUUAUCUACACGUUCGGCGGUCAAUUCGUCAGCAAGAUGUACUGGGGCACGAGCGAGACUCUCCUCCCGGUGUACCAGCAGGUUGAGAAGGCGGUGGCCAAGCACCCGGAUGUUGACGUUGUCGUCAACUUUGCCUCCUCCCGCAGUGUCUACAGCUCGACGAUGGAGCUUAUGGAGAACCCCCAAAUUAAGACGAUCGCCAUUAUCGCUGAGGGUGUUCCGGAGCGUCGUGCUCGUGAGAUCGCGCAUGUUGCGCAAAAGAAGGGUGUCACAAUUAUUGGCCCUGCCACCGUCGGUGGUAUCAAGCCCGGCAGCUUCAAGAUUGGUAACACUGGUGGUAUGAUGGACAACAUCGUGGCUUCUAAGCUCUACCGCAAGGGCUCUGUCGGCUACGUAUCCAAGUCCGGUGGCAUGUCCAACGAGCUGAACAACAUCAUCUCUCAAACGACCGAUGGUGUCUACGAGGGUGUGGCGAUCGGUGGUGACAGGUAUCCUGGUACCACUUUCAUCGACCACCUGUUGCGCUACCAGGCCGACCCCGACUGCAAGAUCCUCGUCCUGCUCGGUGAGGUUGGUGGUGUUGAGGAGUACAAGGUCAUUGAGGCUGUGAAGCAGGGCAUCAUCACCAAGCCGAUUGUGGCCUGGGCCAUCGGUACUUGCGCUAGCAUGUUCAAGACUGAGGUUCAGUUCGGCCACGCCGGCUCGUUUGCCAACUCUCAGCUUGAGACGGCGGCCAAGAAGAACUCGAGCAUGCGGGAAGCUGGCUUCCACGUCCCUGACACCUUUGAGGACAUGCCGGCCGUCCUCAAGGCUCUCUACGACAAGCUCGUUAAGGAGGGCACCAUCAAGCCCCAGCCCGAACCCGUUGUCCCCAAGAUUCCCAUCGACUACUCGUGGGCUCAGGAGCUCGGCCUCAUCCGCAAGCCGGCUGCGUUCAUUUCGACCAUUUCGGACGAUCGUGGCCAGGAGCUCCUCUACGCUGGGAUGCCCAUCUCGGAUGUUUUCCGCGAGGACAUUGGCAUUGGUGGUGUCAUGUCGCUGCUGUGGUUCCGCCGCCGCCUGCCCGAUUACGCCUCCAAGUUCCUCGAGAUGGUGCUCAUGCUUACCGCUGAUCACGGCCCGGCCGUGUCCGGUGCCAUGAACACCAUUAUCACCACCCGUGCCGGCAAGGAUCUUAUCUCUGCGUUGGUGAGCGGUCUGCUUACUAUUGGUUCGCGGUUCGGUGGUGCGCUGGACGGCGCCGCCGAGGAGUUCACCAAGGCUUUCGAUAAGGGUCUUAGCCCGCGCGAGUUCGUCGACACCAUGCGCAAGCAAAACAAGCUCAUCCCCGGUAUCGGGCACCGUGUUAAGUCACGGAACAACCCCGAUCUGCGCGUGGAGCUGGUCAAGGAAUACGUCAAGGCCAAGUUCCCCAGCUUUAAGAUGCUUGACUACGCGCUGGCCGUUGAAACCGUCACGACAUCGAAGAAGGACAACCUGAUCCUGAACGUGGACGGCUGCAUUGCCGUGUGCUUCGUUGACCUGAUGCGCAACUGCGGCGCAUUCAGCGCAGAGGAGGCCGAGGACUACCUUAGCAUGGGUGUGCUCAACGGUCUCUUCGUGCUCGGCCGCUCCAUUGGUCUGAUUGCCCACUAUCUCGACCAGAAGCGUCUGCGCACCGGUCUGUACCGUCACCCCUGGGAUGACAUUACGUACAUCCUGCCGAGCUUGCAGCAGGCCGGCCCGCCGGGCACCGAGGGCCGUGUUGAGGUCCAGAUUUAA